CGGAGAUGACGUAAGGUUUCCAUGGAAACUAGACGCCGCAAGCUGAGUUUCCGAGCGGAACCUCACUGUUCAGUAGAAGUUUAAAGAGAGACCGAGACACACACACACACGAAGAGAGAGAGAGAGAGCGCGUGUGUGUGUGUGUGUGUGUGUGUGUGUGUGUGUGUGUGUUCAGAAGAUCACCAGAUUGAUCAGAGAAGGAGCUCAGACAUGCUGGAAGCCAUUCAAGUUACUGAGCGUCUCCACUGGGUUGAGAAAGACUUUGCGAAAAAGUGUGUGCUGAGCAUCAUGGAGAAGCCCGUGAGCCCGAGUCAGGUGUAUAUGGAACACUGGUCUUCCACUGUCCUGAAGAAGCAGUUCUCCAGCAGCUCAGUCUUCUCCCAGAACAAGGAGGUGAAAGUAGGCUCCUGGCUCAAGCACUCCCCCUACAGACAGUUCCAAAGAGCACAGCACAUCGUCUCGCGUCUAACCACAGAGAAAAGAGGCCUUUUCUGCUAACAGGAAAUCAUGCUUAUGGAGACAUCUGCCAGCCACACAUCUAUCGUUCUUCCUGGUCUGAGAACAACAUGAUCAUCUUUGGCAGUUCUGUGGGACUCUCGUCUCGUCCCAGGAGCCAUGUGAUUAGAGCUUCUCAACCGCAAGUCAGAUCCAGAGAUGGAGCAAACUCAACGAAGAAGCUGUGCAUCCUCAGUGCCAUUAAACCAUCCAAUGUGGAAAGUGAGAAGGCCAAGUUCUUUAAAUCAGACUUCAGGUACAACCCACAGUUUGAAUACAGCAACCCAGUGUCUCCACAUGUCCUGGAAAAGCACAGCAAAGCCUCUGACCGCUUCCUCACACAGGCAGUGCGCAUCAUGGAGCUGGCUCUGAACAAGUAUGGGAAUUACGAGAACUUUGAGCAGGCCACCGGAGGAAGCCUGCUGAGCAAGAGCCGAAUCUGGGCUCACGUCAAGAAGUACAUGGAGAAGGAAGACUGUGUGGGAGAGAUAGUGGUGCACCUGACCAGUGACCUGCUCUCCAGAGCUUCCAUGACCGUGGUGAAAGGCAGACCAACUCUUACCAUCAACAUCUCCAUGGCCAGGGAGCAGUGGCUCGAGGGCAUGCUGAGACACGAGAUCGGUACUCAUUACUUGCGCAGCAUCAAUAACAGCCAGCAGCCGUGGAGCAGAGGAGCCGGCCGGAGGGAGCUGGGCCUGAAGCCCAUCAACCCCACCGAGGAGGGUCUGGCCAGCAUCCACAGCGUUCUCUUCCGUGAAGACCCGUGGCUGUGGCGCGCCGUUCUCUACUACACCGUCCACCAGGCGGCGCACAUGUCCUUCACUCAGCUCUUCCACGAGCUUGCACGCUUCGUCCACGACCCCGGGACACGCUGGGACUACUGCGUACGGGCCAAACGAGGCCAGACGGACACCUCGGAACCUGGCUGCUUCAAUAAGGACCAGGUGUAUCUGGACGGCAUCAUCAAGAUCCUCAGGCACAGACAGAAGAUCGACUUCCAGCUUCUCGUGGCACUUGGGAAGGUGUCCUACGAGGACGUGGACCGCCUAAAGAGCCUGGCCGUGCUGGACAACGUGAGGAUCCCGCACUUCCUACAAGACCACACGCUUUACACCAAGCAGCUCCAAAAGAUCAUGGAGGUCAACCAGCUGACCGAUGAAGAGCUUCAGGUGCUUAUCAGAGAGUACUAGGAGAACCCUGUGAUCUCCAAUUUCCUCAUUGACCUGACCUGAAAACCUGUGUGUGUGUGUGUGUGUGUGAGAGAGAGAGACCAGUCAGAACUCUAUGAAGCAGCCCCAGAGUGAUUCUUAUUAAACCCACGUGUCCUUUUC
Molecule: messenger RNA, 1826 nt
Organism: Silurus meridionalis
Lineage: Eukaryota; Metazoa; Chordata; Actinopteri; Siluriformes; Siluridae
Gene: matcap2
Source: RefSeq, a predicted model, not a curated record